AACGGAGGGCUGCUGGGCAGCGACGGCAAGAAAUGUGCAAGUUGAUGGUUUCAGCAGUUUUACAACGCCGUUCGCCCCCCAGAUCGAAUGAAGAAGUUCCGACGAAAAUUUCGUUCAGGAAGCAUGGACCAUGGCAGUUACAUCGGCGGGUGGUGACUUUUAACCUGUUGGGGUUAAGAAAGUAGGCGGAUAAAUGAAAACAUCGUUCCAUCAAACGUCGCAGGAAUGCGCGUGUAUGUGUUUGUGCUUUAACUCGGGGCUUAAACUUCGAUGGCGCGCGGGAGCGCGAAAGACGUUUGGCGGCAGCGUUCAAAUCCGCGCCCGCGGGGCAGUCGCGCCGUAGCGCCUUCUAGAUAAGUCAUGUGCAGUUUCAACGUGGACAUAUCGUCUGCAAGUGGGGUAUCGUCUGCUCCGCUCUUCCGGUCUCAGCAGCAAGUCCGCUCUCUCUCUCUCGCUCGCCGACACCGUCACCUUCUUUAACUUUCACCCCAAUUAUGUUAAGGGAAGGACCAGCCUCUUCCAACUGAGAGACCUGCACCUCGACUGCGCUCGGCUCGGCCAUGCUGCCACACUCCUUCAUGCGCUCCGCGCUGCGAACAGCGCACUGCGGCCCGCUCGGCGGUGUCAUCGUCCCAAAACAACAGGUUAGGUUGCCGUCAGCUGUGGACUUCAGCACGGCUGGGAGCAACGCUGGCAGCCAGCAAAACGCUGUCGAGGAUGCCCUCUCCCCUGGAAACGUCCUCAGCGCCGCCAGUCGAGAGGCCUGCCUCCGUCGUUUGAGCAGAAUGUCAAGUCUGAGGCCGCCGUCGGCGCCCCCACCAGGGGCCGCCAAGCCCAAGGAGGCUGCAAUCUUGGUGUCUUUGUGCCUGGUCGGCGACGAGGUGUGUCUCCUCUAUACGCUGAGGUCGCCUCACAUGAGCUCUCACCGUGGCCAGGUGUCCUACCCUGGUGGCAUGAAAGAUGACGAAGACGCAGACCAUGAAGCCACUGCGCUGAGGGAGACGGAAGAAGAGCUGGGCAUUUCCAGAGACCAGGUCGAGAUCUGGGGACGCUGUCCUCCCAUGGAGUCAGCAAACCGUGUCACUUGUCAACCUAUUAUAGGGUACCUGGGUUCUGUGGAUGUCAAUCGGUUAGAAUAUAACCCGAAAGAAGUAGGGGAUGUCUUUACUAUUCCACUCCGAUACUUAUGUGAUGAGAACAAUUUCAGAUACACCCAGUUUCGUACUGGGAAGGGGUAUGUAAUACCUGUGUUCCUGGGAGGAAAAUAUAAAGUGUGGGGUCUGACAGCUGGAGUCACACACAUUUUUCUUAGUGCUCUCUUACCUACAAUAUAUAAGAACAAAGUACAUUAUAUAAAGCCCAUUAAGUUCUAGUCUUGCUUCCUACCUCUAUUCAAACAAAAAUUUUUUGCAAGUUUGUCUUCCAAUGCUUAGAGUGUUUAUUUUAAAUUACAAUUUAUCCAAUUUAGUUGUUUUAUUUGUAAGAAUGUGAUUUAAUUUAUUAAGUUCAAGCUGAUCUCUUCCUUUUAGGCUCUGGAUACGCCAAAGAGAGAAACUCUCAAAAGCAAGCAAGCCGUAAAGUGUGGGACUAACCAAGGCAGCAACAGUUAAUUUUGCUCCUCUGGUGAAAUUAAGGAACUUGUAAAACCUAGUUUAAAACAUCAUGUUUUUUGGUGGACCAAUUAAUAUUUGUUGUUAAAUAUUGUGAUAUCCAAUGUAGGAUUUGCCAAAGGAAACAAUACAAGUUAACUUCUGUGACAGUCGGCCUAGUAGAAGUAAAUGAUAUACGUAGGUAAUACCGUAGAUACAAACUGUUCUAGCAGCAAGUGACAGACUGUUCAAAAUUAUUAAUACUUUCACAUGUUUUUUAUUUGUUUAGUAGUGCAUGGUAAAUUGAUGACUUUUUCUAAUUUCCCUGUAGUAAAGAUACUGAGAAUUUCUCUCAACGUUGUUCUGGCUGUCAAACUGUAGAGAAAGUGUUUUUUUCUUGUUUUUUUUUUAAUCUAACAGUUAUUUUACACUGUUAUUUUAUAUGUUACCAUGACAUUUGGAUCAAGGCAGCAGGCUGCUUGAAAUGGCCAUGAUAAAUUAAACCCUAAGUACAUUUGUACUCAAGCAGGACUUGAGCUUACAGGAAUGUAUAUUUUUUUAAGAUAACAAAGAGGGAAAACUGUUGUUUACAGAGUCCUACACAGGAUUAAAUUUUGUAAGAACUGCUCACAAAAUUGCUUCUUCAAUUUUACCUCAUUAAGACUGUAUUUCAACCCAUGAAUUGAUAUAAUUAAUAAACCAAAUGUACAUGUUA
This is a messenger RNA of Frankliniella occidentalis (western flower thrips), 2304 nucleotides long. Its product is annotated as mitochondrial coenzyme A diphosphatase NUDT8. Lineage: Eukaryota; Metazoa; Arthropoda; Insecta; Thysanoptera; Thripidae. Bases 561 to 1373 code for a protein of 270 amino acids. The record is from RefSeq and is a predicted model, not a curated record. Gene Ontology annotation, molecular function: coenzyme A diphosphatase activity. The transcript has a single exon.